Leucoraja erinaceus (little skate) is the source of this 2452-nucleotide messenger RNA. RefSeq names its product actin-1-like. The coding region runs from base 1056 to 2174 and encodes 372 amino acids. Lineage: Eukaryota; Metazoa; Chordata; Chondrichthyes; Rajiformes; Rajidae. The transcript has a single exon. The record is from RefSeq and is a predicted model, not a curated record.
GGUCGUUAUUCUGUCAACUUACUUAUAAGUGUUUGGUGCCAGAAUACAGCUCAAUUCUAAUUUGCAGCCCCUUUUCCUCCUAUCUCUGGGAGCUGUAUUUCCAAUAUCUCUACAAGGCCUUUUACAAAUAUUACAGAAUAAAGUGUAAAUUCACAACAAACCAUUACAUCAGUCAAAUUAUCUUCUUUUCCAAGCAACUACUCCUCUUCACAUACAUCCUAAUUCAACAUAGCCAAGGCUAUCUACAGGGCCUAUUAUCUCUUAAUCUUGAAUUCUGUCUCAACUCAGCAUAAACCUCACAGUUUAAGAAUGUGUCAUAGAGAAAAGAGCAGUUGACCUCUGGCCUAAGAAAAGGCCCCUAUUCAGUUAUCCAUUCUCCAACACAAUCAUACCAAAUACAAUUUCUCCCAGCAAUACAAUUGCCUCAAAGCAAUAAACUAAGCUAUGUAAGAAGGAACUGCAGAUGCUGGAAAAUCGAAGGUACACAAAAAUGCUGGUGAAACUCAGCGGGUGCAGCAGCAUCUAUGGAGCGAAGGAAAUAGGCAACGUUUCAGGCCAAAACCCUUCUUCAGACUGAUCUACGCUAAAUAAACUAAGCUAAGCAGGUUCAGGCCUCCAUGUUUAGUUUCAUCUUUCCCUGUGUGUAUGUGUCUCUUUGUACUUUAUUUUGUUAGGAAAUCCUUAAGCUUUUCUUUUGCAAAUUACCUAGCUUAUAUAAAAGUCACUAUCCGAGCAGUUCUAUUAUAUAAUAUUUCCUCAGAUUCACACUGGGUGCAGUAACAGCGAUGGGUUGGAUGGGCACCACGUUACAAGGCGGCAGCUCAUUUCCCUGAUCAUCUGGCAGUCCAUUGUGCCAUCACUGUGCGCGUAAUAAUCUGAGCUGUUUACUCUCCUCCCUGCCUCGGCUGUGCUGCAUUGACUGAAGGUGCCCGUGCAGAAGAAGCAAUUAUAAAUUGACAAUUAUACCCCUUCCCCAAAGUUGGUAGAAAUUCAAAAUCAGUGAGUCCUCUCUGAAGCUGUUUGCUCAUCAUCGUGUCUUAAGUAACAAGAUUAGUAUGAUGGCUAAUCCCGCCGUGAUCAUAGACAACGGAUCUGGGCUGUGUAAAUCUGGCAUAGUUGGUGACAGCAUCCCCACAUCAGUCGUACCAUCUAUUGUCGGCUGCUCCAGAGCCACAAAGGGAGCACGGAAUGCAAACCUAAAGGACUAUUAUGUUGGCAAAGCAGCACAGACCAGAAGGGAAGUCUUGAGUUUGAAGUAUCCAAUUGAACGUGGCGUGGUGACGUCCUGGGAGGAGAUGGAGAUGAUCUGGAGGUACAUCUACGGCUUUGAACUGCGUGUAAAACCCAAAGAGAGGCCCAUCUUGCUGACUGCUGCCCCACUGACUCCGUUCUUAAAUAGAGAAAGAAUGGCUGAAAUCAUGUUUGAAGGCUUCUCUGUGCCAGCCAUGUACGUAGCCAUUCCAGCCACGUUGGCACUGUAUUCAUCAGGCCGCACUCGAGGUGUGGUCUUGGACAGUGGGUAUGGAAUAACCGAUGCCGUGCCCAUCUAUGAAGGGUAUUACCUCCCAGAUGCUGUUCAAAGGCUCCAUAUGGCAGGUAGUGAUAUCAACGAAAGCCUUUGGAGACUUCUGUUGGAGAACGGCCACUCUUUUGCUGAAAAGGUGGAGGCAGAUGUAAUCCAGGACAUCAAGGAGAAACUGUGCUAUGUUUCCCUGGAUUCCAAAGUGGAGAGCAAUAAGCCAGCAGAGGAAAUACAACGGGAGUACAGGUUGCCUGAUGGGACACAGGUUCUGAUCUCAAAUGAGCUCUUCAGAGCACCAGAGUUGCUUUUUACACCAGAGAGCCCAGGUGUGAAAGACAGUGGCAUUGACAAGCUGCUGUUAAACAGCAUUGCAUUGUGUGAGCCAGGGCUGCAUAAAGAACUGUCUAGCAACAUGCUGCUCUCUGGUGGCUCCACACUGCUGCCAGGAAUGGAGGAACGGCUACUGAAGGAGCUGAAGCUACACACACCUACCGAUGUCCCCGUCAAAGUCACUGCCCCACCAGAGAGGAACUACUCUGUGUGGAUGGGAGCCUCCAUCUUAACAAGCUUGUCAUCCUUUAAGCACAUGUGGAUUACUCUCAACGAUUACAAUGACUUUGGGCCAUCUGUAGUGAACAAGAGAUGUUUUUAAAUGAAUAGAACUGUGUGUCCCAAAGUGUGACUAUAGUGAUCAGAUUUUUAAAUGUAUGUGAUCAAAUACUCGAUCGGAGCUAACAUUGCUCGAAUGUUUCCCAAAUCAACAAAGGAUUUGGAAUUAAUAUUUCUUACCAGCAACUCCGCUUUAGUUGUGUUUCUUGCGUGUACAAAUGGAGCCAAACUGUGUGUUGGACAAACAUCUGAUGUGAGAAAGUAGAGAUGUAAAAAGAAGCUGUUAACUUGUUUCCACAUUAUCUUGAGUCAAGUGUGUGA